Messenger RNA from Ambispora leptoticha, 317 nucleotides. The record is from the annotation of a GenBank genome assembly. Lineage: Eukaryota; Fungi; Glomeromycota; Glomeromycetes; Archaeosporales; Ambisporaceae.
GUGUUCCUAUUCGCUACCAGCCACCGAUCCAAUUAUCUGUAAUCCAAACCUACCAGAGUGGCCAUCAUCAUUGACACACUCACCUGGUAUUUUACCACCCUUCACAAGUUCUAUUUUGUUCCUUCUGGGAUAUGGCCUUGUAGCCUCAAGGGCUACUUCCAAUCUUGGUUAUCUUCAGCUAGUCUGCCAGGUAGUUUUACAAAGAGGAACUCAUGCUGGCCCAGGUUACCCUAUAACUUCCAGAUUGCGGAUUUCGUAUAUGGCUUGUAGUCAUAGUACUUCUAAUUUCAGUAUUUGGUGUUUCUUGUCAAUUUCUG